AUGCCUGCAGCAGUCAAGGUAUCCCUGGAGGGCUUCAAAGUCGAGACUGAGGAACUGGAGAAAGCUAUUUCCGGAUGGGAAAAACAUGGACCAGACCACCUGGUGCCUGCUUUCCUUAGUAAAGUACCACAAGAAGUACUGAAGAAAUUCCCACAUACCAAGAGAGUGGGGAGUUACUUGGUGGGUAAAAUGAUCAACAAGGGCUCGUUUGCCAAAGUUAUGGAAGGACUGCACGCCGGCACAGGAGAGAAGGUAGCAAUUAAAGUCAUUGACAAGAAGAAGGCCAAGCAGGACUCGUAUGUUUUAAAAAAUAUGAAGAGGGAGCCCCGUAUUCAGCAGAUGAUUCAACACCCUCACAUUGUCCAGCUUUAUGAAACAAUGGAAACUGAGAACUCAUAUUAUAUGGUGAUGGAGCUUUGCCUCGGAGGAGACCUUAUGGAACGCAUUUGUGAAAAGCAAAAACUAGAGGAGAGAGAGGUUAGGAAAUACACACGACAGAUCAUGUCUGCUGUAGACCAUCUACAUCGCCAUGGCAUUGUGCACAGGGACCUGAAAAUUGAAAAUUUUCUUCUGGAUGAAUACAAUAACAUAAAAAUUGUUGAUUUUGGCCUCAGCAAUACACUGAAACCAGAGUCCUUGUCACCAGAGCUGCUAAACACACAGUGUGGAAGUCCUGCAUAUGCUGCGCCAGAACUGCUAGCCCGUAUGAAAUAUGGCCCGAAGGUGGAUGUGUGGUCAAUAGGGGUGAGCAUGUUCGCCAUGUUGACAGGAACUUUACCUUUCACUGUGGAACCUUUUAAUGUUAAACAUCUGCUUCAGAAGAUGACGAAUGGUGACAUCAAUCCAAUCCCUGCAGAUAUUAGCAAAGGUGCAGCUCAGUUUAUGAUGUCUUUACUUGAACCUGACCCCACAAAACGACCAAACAUUAAAGAAGCUAUGGAAGCAAAGUGGAUAAAUGAAGGCUAUAUUAAAAGGCCUCUUAAUUCUCUUUCUUACAAAAACAGGCUACGUCCAGAUGAGCUCAAUCCAAUAGUUUUAAAUUGCAUGACUGAAAAUAUGGGCUUCAACCUUGCUGAUGUCGUCAAAGACUUAGUUAACAACCGACCAUCUGCAAUAAUGGCCAAUUAUUGCUUACUUUGCAAAAAACUAGCCAAGCACCAGAAAAAAGAGAAGUCACAGAAGAAACAAAUUGACUGGAACCUGCCAUCCAAAAUUUUGUGGAAUGAACCCACAGAGAAGAGAAACGCUGCCAAAAAAAUUCAGAAAGAACCUGCCACUGAAACAACGGUACAACAAGCUAACAAUCAUAUUCAGAACCAUCAGCUGGAUUUUGACUCUCAGAAUGGAAAAGAAAGAACUGAAAAGAAGGCACCCUGCCUUUCACCCCUACCUGUCAUGGCUGAUGUGAUAAUAGAGGAUGAUAUUGCCAUUAUGGUAGAAAAUAAAGAAAGUUGCUCUGUAGAAGCGAGCAAGUGUGCUAAUCAAGAACAAGAACAUCACACAACUCCACAAUGCUCUCCGAGAGACAUUUCAAAUACUUUUCAAAGCAGUCCAGUUGGAAAUGUACUCAGCAAAGGUGAAACAACUAAAAACUCACCAGAUCCUAACCAACCACCAAGACAAUUGGAUCAAAAAACCAAAGAUUCUGAUGUUGUUCCUAGGGACCAAGCAUACUGUGAAGAUGCCAAACAAAAUUCAAUUUCCAAUAAAUUGAACAUAGAAAAAGAAACACCACCACUUUUGCUGGAAAUUAAAAAUUACUGUAGAAGUCCAGUACUUUAUCAAAAUAGACGAUUUAAAGAUUUUCUACAAUCAGUGGAUAGCAAAGAUCUGUGCCCCACUUUGUGUUGUCAAGAAAAAGGACGACAGCUUGUCUGUUUUCAUUCCUCAGGGUCUUCCCCCUUGCCCAGGCUGAGAGCGAAUGGACUUCAAGAAAAUAUGUCAAGAAGGAUCACAUGGUUUGGCACAGCAAGGCAUAGAACCCAUGACACACCACUGUUUCAAGUAAAUGGAUCAAAGCCUGCAUUAUUACCUUCUUCUCGACAGCCUAUGAUCACUGUCAAAAGGUUACCUCUAUCCAAAGAGAAAACACGCAUUGCAGUGAACAACCCCCUAGCCAAGAGGAACUCCGUGCAAAUCAGACAGGUGCAAAAAACUGCAAACCUGAAUCUGCCAGUGCUGUCGCCACCAUUUCAAUCCAGGUCUGACAAGAAAGCAGAAGUUUUAAAAAUGGACUAUGGCUAAUGCAAAUUCUUGAAGGGAGACUUUAUGACAAGCUUGUAAAAGUGCACUACUUGCUAAUUACAUCCAUCAACUGCUUUAUAUAUGUUCAGGGUCUU
Messenger RNA from Erpetoichthys calabaricus (reedfish), 2339 nucleotides. RefSeq names its product hormonally up-regulated neu tumor-associated kinase homolog. Bases 1 to 2244 code for a protein of 747 amino acids. The transcript is spliced from 10 exons. NCBI's taxonomy places the organism in Eukaryota, Metazoa, Chordata, Cladistia, Polypteriformes, Polypteridae. Gene Ontology annotation, biological process: protein phosphorylation; intracellular signal transduction. Gene Ontology annotation, cellular component: cytoplasm. The record is from RefSeq and is a predicted model, not a curated record. Gene Ontology annotation, molecular function: ATP binding; protein serine/threonine kinase activity.